Messenger RNA from Spea bombifrons (plains spadefoot toad), 1298 nucleotides. RefSeq names its product putative gonadotropin-releasing hormone II receptor. Gene Ontology annotation, molecular function: gonadotropin-releasing hormone receptor activity; peptide binding. NCBI's taxonomy places the organism in Eukaryota, Metazoa, Chordata, Amphibia, Anura, Pelobatidae. Gene Ontology annotation, cellular component: membrane. The record is from RefSeq and is a predicted model, not a curated record. Gene Ontology annotation, biological process: G protein-coupled receptor signaling pathway. The transcript is spliced from 3 exons. The coding region runs from base 1 to 1224 and encodes 407 amino acids.
AUGAAUAUCACCACAAGAGUGGCCAGCAUCAGCUGUACCAAUGCACAAUCGCACAACGGCAUAUGUGGAUUUGAUCCAAACAGGACUUCAAGUAACCUAACUCAUGAAUACCUCCAGCUCCCCACAUUCACCCCUGCGGCCAAGGCACGCGUCAUCAUAACCUUUGUUAUUUUUACUUUGUCUGCCUUCUGCAACUUAGCCGCUCUUUGGGCAGCUGCCCAUACAAGUCGGAAGAAAAGGUCUCAUGUACGUAUCCUAAUCCUUAACCUCACAACCGCAGACCUCCUGGUAACCUUCAUUGUGAUGCCACUGGAUGCCAUCUGGAAUAUAACUGUGCAAUGGCAAGCAGGAGACAUAGCCUGUAGAAUCCUUAUGUUCCUCAAGCUUCUGUCCAUGUACUCCUGUGCUUUUGUCACUGUUGUCAUCAGCAUUGACCGACAAUCAGCCAUUCUGAACCCCUUGGGCAUCAACGAAGCAAAGAAAAAGAACAAGAUAAUGCUGUCAGCAGCUUGGCUAAUGAGCGUUGUGCACUCAUUACCACAGCUUUUUCUGUUCCACACAGUUACCAUUACUGAACCACAGCAUUUCACCCAAUGUACCACAAGAGGAAGCUUCCCACAGCACUGGCAGGAGACGACAUAUAACAUGGUGAGCUUUGUAUGCCUGUUUCUUCUACCCCUGCUCAUCAUGAUAUCCUGCUACUCAAGGAUCUUGUUGGAGAUCUCCAGACGUAUGAGCAAGGGAACACUUUCCUCCAAAGAAAUUUAUUUAAGACGUUCCAAGAACAAUAUCCCAAAAGCACGGAUGAGGACCCUGAAGAUGAGCAUUGUGAUUGUGAGCUCUUUUAUUAUAUGUUGGACACCUUAUUAUCUACUAGGCCUGUGGUAUUGGUUCUAUCCGGAAGCAAUGGAAGAGAAAGUUUCACAAUCUUUAACGCACAUUCUUUUCAUCUUUGGCCUACUGAACGCCUGCUUGGAUCCCAUCACUUAUGGACUUUUUACCAUACAUUUCCGGAAAGGUCUUCAGCGCUACUGUCGAAGUGGAAGGACAUCAGAUCCUGACACCAGUUCAUCUGUAACUGGGUCCUUUCGCUGUUCGGUGUCCUCAUUCCGUGCUAAGAAAAUGAUGGUCUUGAACCAGGAACUGCAAGGAAGACAGGCCUACAAUGGCUUGUCAGCCCAAGCAGAGUUCAGGACAAAUGGCCUUACCAGUAGCUGCCUAUAAGUAUGACAGAGGUGUUAAACAAACUACUGUACAUUUUAUAGCCUGCAAAAUACUGCCUAAUGCCAUGAAACCUA